Molecule: messenger RNA, 3729 nt
Organism: Papaver somniferum (opium poppy)
Lineage: Eukaryota; Viridiplantae; Streptophyta; Magnoliopsida; Ranunculales; Papaveraceae
Product: BTB/POZ domain-containing protein NPY2-like
Exons: 5
Coding region: 1422-3299 (625 amino acids)
Molecular function (GO): protein binding
Source: RefSeq, a predicted model, not a curated record
UGACCAAAACCAAAAGGGCUUUUUCUCCACAGUGUUGUGGUGUCAGAUUGGCGUGCUUUACUGUGCUUGUAGAGCUGUAAAUACUGCAACAACACACAGAGAGACAUAAAAGAAAGAAAGAGAUUGAAAAAAAAAAAUGGAGUGCUGAAAGAGAUUUCAUGAGUGUAAGUAAUAGAGAGAAGAACCAACUAAAAAUCAAAUCAAAAGCUUCUUUUUCUUUUUAUUUUGCUGUUGCAGUACUACUGAAGAGGAAGAGGAACAUAAGAAUAUAUAUAUCAUGUAAGAAUUUGGAUGUUUGUGUUUGUUUUUGUAUUUUUAGGUGAGAAAAUUAGGAGGGGUAGGAGGAGUAUAUAAUGGUGGUGCUGAUUUUGAAGAGAGGAGGGGAACAUUCUGAGCAUGGGUUUUUGAGUUUUGGUUGGAAGCUCUAUCUUUAUGUUGGGGGGUGUUGAGAAGAUGAGAUAAAAAUGUGUGGUUUUCGAGUUAUCUUCAUAGGGAAAAGUGGUUGUUUUUUGUUUUUAAGUUACUGAGUGUCUACAGUGUUAAUGCCCACUACUAGUACACUGGUAUUGAUUCUCUCAAUUCAACUCUACUGGUAUAGCUACCAAAAUUGGAGGUCUGGGGAGAAAGGAUUAUUAUUAGGACAUGUGUGGGGGUCUUAAACGGCAAACAACUAUGAAUGAAGAAAAAUGUAUAAACAAAACAACUGACUUUGGAUUCUCAAGGGUAUAAAACUGAGGAGAUCAAGUUUGAGAGAUUGUGUUAGUGAGAUCUUGGUGGUGGGUCUUUUAGUUUGUGAAGAAGCUUUUAAAAGACCCUCCUCCUCCCCCUUUUCUUUAAAGAAAUAAACAAAUAGAGGGUUUUUGUUUUUUAAUUUUACUGGUUUGAUAAUUAGUUUAAGUAGUGAGUCUCUGUUGGCAAUGUCUCCUGAGGUAACUGAGUAAGCCCGUGCUCCAUGGGAGCUGCCAUAUACAAAGGAAACAAUCUCUUCUUAAGGUCUCUUGCCAUUGAAGAGAACUCUUCUUCAUCUCUUAUUUAAAAAAUAAAGUUUGGUUUUUUUUCUUUUCUUUUUUCUUUGUUUCACAGACCAUCUUCAUUUUAUUACUCUUCUCUUUUCUUUCUCUUUCAUUUUAAUUAUCUAGUCCUUUCUCCUGUCUUGGUUGAUUCAAAAGAUCCCAUCUUCAUAAUCAUAAAUCUCUUCUCUUUUGAUCACUUCUUCUACACUUGAAUCUCACAAUACCAGUGUUUGUUUUCACAUUCAGAAAAAAGUUUUUAGGUCUUUUUUUUCUUCACUUUAUUGGGUUAUGUUUGUUUGGGUGUUUUCAAAGGUGAUGUGCUAUUGGGGUAGUAGUAUUUUAGUCAGUAUUUAGAGCAACAAGAAGAAAGGGGGAAAGAAAAAGUUCAGAUCUUUCCGUAUUAGCAAGAUGAAGUUCAUGAAACUUGGAUCAAAGCCUGAUUCCUUCAAAACAGAUAGUAAUAAUGUCAGGUACGUGGCAGCUGAGUUGGCAACCGACAUCAUUGUUAAUGUAGGGGAUGUCAAGUUUUAUCUACACAAGUUUCCUUUAUUAUCCAAGAGCGCCCGCUUGCAGAAAUUGGUUACUGAGGAAACCAAUGAUGAAGUACACAUCUCUGAAAUGCCUGGAGGACCUGCUGCUUUUGAGAUCUGUGCUAAGUUCUGUUAUGGCAUGACUGUUACCUUAAACGCGUACAAUGUUGUUGCAGCUCGCUGUGCAGCAGAAUAUUUAGAGAUGCAUGAGACAGUUGACAAAGGGAACCUCAUUUACAAAAUCGAAGUCUUCCUCAGUUCUAGUAUCUUCUGCAGCUGGAAAGACUCUAUUAUUGUUCUUCAGACAACAAAGUCUCUGGUUCCCUGGUGUGAGGAGCUGAAGGUGGUCAGCCGCUGCAUCGAUUCCAUAGCUUCCAAGGCCUCUAUCGAUACUUCCAGAGUAGAAUGGUCCUACACUUAUAACCGUAAAAAACUCCCAUCAGAAAACAGGACAGAUCCACAAUGGAAUGGUGUUGUCACGAAACCUCCCUCGGUCCCAAAGGAUUGGUGGGUUGAGGACUUGUCUGAACUGGAACUAGAAUUCUACAAGCGAGUUAUAGUGACCAUUAGAAACAAAGGGAAAGCUCAGGGUGAUGUUAUAGGAGAAGCCCUGAAAGCAUAUGCACUGAGAAGGCUACCAGGUUUCAGCAAGGGCGUGAUCCAGGGUGGUGAUACUGUAAAGAAUCGAUCUUUGGUGGAUACUAUUAUUUGGCUGUUACCGAAAGAAAAAGGAAGUGUUUCCUGUAGUUUCCUACUCAAGCUCUUAAAAGUGGCAACACAACUUGAUUGUGGAGAAAAUGCAAAGCAAGAACUUAUUAAAAGAAUAGGGCUAAAGAUGGACGAAGCUUCAGUUAAUGAUCUGUUAAUUCCUGCACCUGCUGGGGAGGCUAUGAUGUAUGAUGUGGAUGCAGUACAAAGCAUAUUGGCGGAAUUUGUAAUGCAAGAACAGAAUUCAAUAGACUCGGAUCUGAAUGAUGAAGUACUGGAGAUUAGAAGCCCUAGGUUUAUAUCAGAUGCUUCUAAACUCAUUGUGGUGAAACUGGUUGAUGGAUACCUUGCAGAAAUAGCCAGAGACCAUCAUCUUCCUUUCUCGAAAUUUGUCAACCUUGCAGAAAUGGUAUCAAGCUUCUCAAGACCAACUCACGAUGGACUCUACCGUGCCAUUGACAUGUUUCUAAAGGAGCAUCCUGGGUUGAGCAAAAGUGAUAGGAAAAGGAUCUGCAGGUUGAUGGACUGCAAGAAAUUAUCAGUAGAUGCCUGUGCACAUGCGGUGCAGAAUGAGCGGCUUCCCUUGCGAGUUGUCGUGCAAGUUCUCUUCUUUGAGCAGGUCAGGGCUUCAACAUCUCCUACUGGCGGCGCAACACCUGAUCUUCCUGGGAAUCUUAGAGCACUACUUCCAAGAGAAAAUGGUUCCCAUGGUAGUUCAAGGUCCACAACUACUAACACCGAAGAAGAUUGGGAUUCUGUCCCAACCACAGAAGAGCUGAGAGCUCUUAAAGGGGAGCUCGCCACGUUGCGGUUAGGUGGUAGAAAUCUUAAGAACGAAGAUGAUGCCAAUAGUGUUGAAAGAGCAGCUGUAAGUAAAGUGAAGGGCAUACUCAAGUCGAAGAAGUUAUUUUCAAAACUUUUUUCAACCAAGGGAACACGUGAUGAAAACAGCAGCUCUGAUACAUCGGAUAGUCCUGCUGGUUCUUCUGCUAAUCCUGAGGAAUCCAAGUCCACACCUUCGCGAAGCAGAAGACGUUCAGUCUCGUAGUAGAGAGUUGAGGGUUGGUAAUAGUCUUGCUCUCUCUCUUAUUUUGACAGUAGGAAGUAAGUAGGCACCGCUGGUAUAUUCCUGUCACUUGACGUAGAACAUGAAAUGGAAGAAUGCAUUUCUUGGGGCUUAUGAGCAAAAUGAAACUAUGAAAAGCUGAAGAGCUAUGGUAUUUGAUUGCUAGUAAGGUCUUAUUGUUCUUCUUAGUCUUUUUGUUUUUUUUAGUUUAUUCUGCUCUUUUUGGUUGGGUUCCGAGUAUGAUCUAGUUUUGCGCUGUACCAUAAGGAAAUGCCACACACUAUGGAUUUUUCUAAACUUUUUUGCUUAGGCUUCCCUUCUUUUAUCUUGUUUAUUUUGUAAGGCUCUGGCUAGAUCAACUCGGAAAGAAAAAAAGAAGAUGAAAUAAAUAAUGGAAUGCUUGCUAGUCUCA